UUGACAAACAUUUUACAUAUGCUUCUAUUUGCAUUGUUGUCAAAUAUUUCACAUACGGUAUUUCAAAGAGGUUGUGAAUACGCAUAUAUAAGUGUACAAGGUUUACAUACGUUUGAACCAUUAUUUGUUCAUCGCGGUUCGAGAUGGCGACCACGGCUACAAUUUCGAGCGAGGAAUGUCCCAUUGACCUCCCGGAGGCUCUGGAAUCGACAGGGCUAAACCCGGUGAUUGAAAAGUAUGAGCUCGCUCUGUUACUCCUGGUUGGAUUCGUCGGGUUCUCGCUACUCGUUGGGUUUGUGUACAACGCUAUCAGACGUUACGUGUUUAAGGACUUUCAUAACCUAGACGUCGUGUUUGACGCCGGCGGUAAAGUCAGUCUCAGCCUUACGACUGUAACCGUGACGUCACAGAUGUUAUGGCCCGCUGACUUCCUCCAAAGCCCGACAAUUGCCAGUAAGGUCGGAAUUGGCGGCUCCCUGUGGUACACCAUGGCCAUCGUUCUAUCCGUUCUUGCGUUCGCCGCCCUUUGCGUGAAGCUGAAAACCAGAGCCCCGGGCGCAAAAACAUUUCCCCAGAUAGCGUAUGCUCGGUUUGGUCGGUGGACACACAUAAUGUUCUGCUGCGUCGCCCUCUUCACCAACCUCGUCAUAAUCGCAAACCUUAUAUUGGCUGGCAAAGCUUCGAUAGAAGUAUUGACGAAGGAUUCGUCGAAUGAGUUUAUAUGCCUCUUGCUCGCGGUUUUGUUCGGAUCCUACUGCCUUGUGGGAGGUCUUGGAACCACCUUUUAUAUCUCCUACUUCAACACAUCGAUUAUCUUCAUCUCAACCUCCAUCUUCAUUCUGAAAAUAACAUACUUCGCCGAACCGGAAGUUGCAAACAUUACUUCUGCCGAGAGUCUACACGCUGCAAUGAGCUGUCUACAAGGACCUAAAGGAAAUGCGCAAGAUUCGUUUCUUACCUUUAGGAGUGAGUCAGGAAUUAUAUUUGGCGUGGUGACGCUUUUUAUGACUAUCGCCAUCAUUUUCUGCGACCAAGCCAAUUGGCAGAGCCGGAUCGCAGCAAAGCCGUCGGAGGGAAUGGUCGGAUUUCUGUUCGCGGCUUUUCUGUGGUUUGCUAUCCCGACAUCCGUGUCAUUUGUGACUUCGAUGACGUACAAAACAAUGAGCUUGCGGAACGGUACCAACCUUCUUGCAAAUGAGGACAUCGAUCAAGGUUACAUUUCGCCAUUGGUAAUACAGACGCUUCUUGGAUCCGAAGGCUGUUACCUGCUGCUGACGCUCAUCACCAUGACGCUGAUGUCAACCGGAAGUGGGGAAAUUAUGGCCAUAUCGUCCAUCAUCGUAUACGACAUCUUCAAGGCGCAUGUCACGCCAUUCCGCAAGAAUCUAAACCCAACAGACUGUCCACUGUGCAGUCAUUCGAAGUUGGUAUCCGCUUUCGACGGGUGCCAGUGUCCACCAGCUUUAGACUGCAACGAGUGUGGAGAAGACGUUAAGCGAGCGUUCGUUGGCGGUCAGGAGCCUGACUUCCGGUACAAGUGCUCUAUUCAUGGAAAGUACCGUCACUAUGAGCAGCAGCUGCUACGUUACAAGUCCUGGGCCAUGAUUUGGGUGAUCGCUGCAAUUGUGCCAUUUGGACUGGCGAUAAUAGAAUCCGGUAUGAACCUGAACUGGGCGUUUAUGGCUGCUCAAGUCUUCAUAGCUCCCUUUUUAGUGCCACUCUAUCUAACCAUCGCGUGGGCGAGGGCAACAGACACAGGGCUUGUCACAGGCAGUUUGGCCGGGUUGGUUUGUUCCGUAAGCGGGAUGUUGACUUACGCCUCAACGUACCCAGGUGGACUGGGGGACUUUUUCACGAACACUGCACAAGACUACAGCAUCUUGACGGGACUGCUAGCAGGAUUCACUGUCUCAACGUUGGUCUCCAUUUCCAUAUCGUUAUGGACCUCGCGAAACAGAAAAACGAAUAUCAAGCGUGAACUGAAUGGUCGCAUUGCUAAAGACGAGGGGGGUAGGAGCGCGACAGAGGAAAGCACUGUUGGGUCGUACGAUCAAAUCGUUGAUGGUCACCUUGAAAUAGAAUGGGAAAAGACAAUGUCGAUAGACAACCCUCUCAAUCCGUAUAAACUACUUUACAGAAAGGAGCUCACAUCUAUAGAUGCGUGGAAGAAGCCUCUCACAACAAAACACAUGGAGAUCAUCUUUCGGCGCGCAAAACUUUAUUCUGGAAUAAUGGCGGCCAUAAGUUUUACCGUGUUCCUUGUUGUGAUUCCUGCGCUAGCAUUGAGCCAGGAGGUUUUGACGGCAACGCAGCUGGGUGCGUGGAUCUCCGUCUGUCAGCACUGGUGUCUGAUCGCCACCGUGUUCGUUGUCCUCGUGCCUCCGAUACAAGAGGGUAUCCAAAUAUGGCGCCAAAAGCAGGAAAAUAAAGAUAAUUCGGUAACGACCGUCGUAACAAAACCAGACGAGAAUGGAACGGCGACUGAACAGUUCUGAUACAGUACAAUCUACUGUACAAUAAACUCAUGAAUAGGACAUCGCAAUGGUUGUGUAUGCAACUGAAGGGAAGUGUUCACAAAUAUAAUGUUGGCUACAGUUUGUUCAGACAUCAUUUGUAUUAAGUUACUUUACUUAUUCAUAUGCACAAACACCAAUCAACAAUUUGCUCAUUUGGAUGCCUAAAGUCAUCCAUUUCAAAAGCAUUACUUACGCGUUUUGGUAAAUAACUCUCAUGUUAAUCACUUUUAUUAUUGUGACAAGCAUGGCUUUCACAGUAAUAAUUCUAUCGAUGUCUGACCCUUAAACUCGCGCUCGGGCAAGGGCAAUUCGGCGAGUGCUCCGAUAAGAUUGUUAGUCACAUUACGUGUGUUUAGCAUAGUACACAGAAAGAAUGUAACGCUGGUUAGUGCUACCCUGGUUCUUUAACGGGCAAAAGUGUCAUCUGCCGAGCACUGCCACGCGGGACCCCCAUUUAACGUCUUUCCCGAAAGUAUUUUAGUGGUGCAGCGGGGAAUCGAACCUGCGACAAUCAAGUGUUACCACUAGAACACGUAUCCGCCACUAAAACCCCUUAACCCGUGGACGAGUCCCUUUAAUACGUUCAAAGCGUAUAUGUACUUACGCAUGCGCAAUCAGUAGUGAGCCUCGACAACGCUUGAUGUGCUAUAAAAUGAAAGCGCUGAAAGCUUAAAAGGCUGUAGGCGCGAAAAAGUUGACAAUUCUGUUCAAAUUCAAUAAAAAUUGAAUACAAAAAUAUAUUUAAAGUGGAGCAAACUGUAACCAAUAUGUGCCUGUCAGUAUACGGUCAAUCGACGAACCUUUCAUACAAUUAGCUAGUUUCAUAACAGUAACUGAUAAACCGAAAUGUACAACUAGUAUGAUAUAAAUGAACAUUGCUUUCAUUUCGCAAGUUUAUUGCUAGUGUAAAGUAAAUGAUAUGAAACGUAAUAUUGGCUGAGGACGUAUUGACCAUUUAGUAGGUUAAUUUAGUAAACACAUUCCCAUUUUCAUUCGGAACUCCUCGGCCAUUUUUUUUUCAAAAACAACUUCGGAUGUAUGCAGGUACCUCAGUUGAAGUAGUUCGUUAAAUUUUGAAUUAUAUCAUUAAUUAAAUGUAGUGUUUAAGAGUUGUUUUAUUGAUCUAAGUUUAAAUUGAUUGUCAUUUAAUUGUAUUAUUGCAAACAUAAUUAAGAAUCCCAAGAGUUAAGUCACAAAAUUUAACUGCUAAAUAAAAUUACUACGCGAUCUACUUGCAGCGGACUGAAACGAACAACUUGUUGAGUAUGAAAACCGUCCAAAUACAUCAGAGGUUGUUUUCGAUAAAAUGGCCGAGGUGCUCCGAAUGUCCCAUUUUCUGCUAAAUUAUCUAUGAUUAUCUGUUCUUCUCGUUUCUAACUAAGAUUUAUGUAGGAUUCUUUGACUUGCUUUCAAAUUCCUAUUAAAGUUUUUUUUUUAAUUCGAACUAUUUUAAACCGCAUAACACCAUACGUCCCAUUUUGUAUCUCCGGCGCAUUAAUUCUGUUAGCAUGUCAUGAAAAUAGUAGAUCUGACGAUACCUGGUUUCGAUUCGCGGUACUAAAGCAUGCAGGUGGCAGACAGGAUAGCCCUUUAGUUUACGCUUUUAUAAAACUUCAUUAUUUACCUGUAAAAAGCAUUUCCAAGAUAAGCAAAGUUUAAUUUGAGGUUCUAUUGCAAAAAAAGAAGAAGAUUUUAGAGCUCUUUCAAAAUGGUCCCCCCCCCCCCCCCCCGUCAAAAUCAUGUGUCGCGAAAAGCCUUUUUUACAUCUUUUAAUCGAAAUCACGUGUACUUGUCUGUCUUAACAGAAAUGAGCUUGUGAGCUAUCUUGUGACUGAAUUGUUAAAAAAAUGGGAUACAUUGAUAGUAUUUUUCUAUAACAAUGAAUUGAUGAGGGAUUACCGAUUAAUUGCUACUGUUAACUAUUUUAUAAUUCUGUUCAAAGGUGAAUGAAUCAUGAUUAUCAUUCAUACGUCUUGUAUGUAUUUUUAAUCUUAUGACAUUGACAUAUUAGUAAUUUACACAUUAUAUAAAUAAUAUAAGACUUUUAAAUCAGAUUGAUACACUGAAUAUAAUAAAUUUCUUUCCAUUUUUACACAGAUGCGUAUCGGAAGCAUGUUUAUUGUUAUUAGCCAGCUACUAAUACGCAUGUAAUUUGUGUUUGAAAAAUCCGAAUUAAGCUAUAUUUGUAUGAAAAACCUAUGUUUCUGUGAUUAUAUGUAUUAUCUGCAUUAUGUUCUUUUGUGAUUCACUUAUCAUUCUUCAAAUGACCAGUGACUGGAAAUGUAUUUUAUAUUUUCUUACAUUAUUUAGUCGAAUUAAUUUUAUAUACUAAGAAAGUAUUUUAACAAAUGAACGAACACGACUUCAUCGGACUGGUAAAUCUGUUUAUUUCAUAGAAUAUGUAGACAUGAAGCACAUUAUUAUAAUAUGUAAAGUGAAUUGAUACAUAAGAAGAAAUCCACAAUAUAUAUUGUUUUACAUUACAGCACUUGUAAGCAAAUUUGAAUCAAAUAAA
Molecule: messenger RNA, 5031 nt
Organism: Mya arenaria
Lineage: Eukaryota; Metazoa; Mollusca; Bivalvia; Myida; Myidae
Exons: 10
Coding region: 144-2495 (783 amino acids)
Biological process (GO): urea transmembrane transport
Cellular component (GO): plasma membrane
Molecular function (GO): urea transmembrane transporter activity
Source: RefSeq, a predicted model, not a curated record